Messenger RNA from Mucor mucedo, 675 nucleotides. RefSeq lists its product as uncharacterized. NCBI's taxonomy places the organism in Eukaryota, Fungi, Mucoromycota, Mucoromycetes, Mucorales, Mucoraceae. Bases 313 to 621 code for a protein of 102 amino acids. The record is from RefSeq and is a predicted model, not a curated record. The transcript is spliced from 5 exons.
UAAAGCACCACAAGCAUUCAAAACGGCAGUAUCAUAGUUUCGUUUUUUUGUUGUCUUGGUUCUUUCAUUGAAAAGAGCUGCUUUACAUUUUGAUUUUUGCAUAUGUAUGAGAUUUUAUACCUUCUCAAGUCAAGUGUUCUUUAUUGCAAAAAGGACAUUGCAACAUAUCAUUUUUUCUUUCUACUAUAACCUUUUCGCAAAUUUCUUCAACUGCUACGGUGAUAGGAUCUUACAAUGCGUGAUGUAAAAAAAAAAAAAAUUCUUUAAUACGCGACUGCCGCGUCUUUAAGUAUUUUUUUCAGUUUUAAAAAAAUGAGUGAAAUUAUCGAAUAUUUCAGUUUACAAUAUGAAUGCCAUGUGUGCCUGUUACAGUUUACAGAAUUAAAAAGCUUGAGACGACAUUAUUUAAGUAUUGAAGGACUUUCUUAUCCCAGCAGCAUAUCAAAGUUUUAUAACAAAAAAACGAAGAAAUACGUAUCCAAGACACUUUCGAAAAGCAAAGAACUUGAUGAGAAGAUGUGCACCCUAUUAAAUACGGAUUGGAGUACGAGGAAGCAUAUUAAAUACAAACUCUGCGCAGAAAACAUUCGACACUUUUCACAAAAAUUUAAGCUCCUUUAAUCAUGCAUUUUUUUAAAACCAAAAACUUAUUGUAAUAUCCGAUGUCUAAGAGAC